Molecule: messenger RNA, 792 nt
Organism: Vicia faba (fava bean)
Lineage: Eukaryota; Viridiplantae; Streptophyta; Magnoliopsida; Fabales; Fabaceae
Source: the annotation of a GenBank genome assembly
AUGGAAGAACAAAGAGUCGAAGGAAAAGCAAACAGCAGUUACAAUCUUGAACCCUUACCAAUUAGCAACGAAGAUAUACUAUUCUGCAUUAACAUUGAUCCUCAAUCCAUCACUCGUUUUGACGCCAUUAAGCAAUCCAUCCUUCUCUUUGUCAAUGCCAAACUCACCAUCAAUCCUCAACACCGUUUCGCUUUCGCUACUCUCUCCAAUUCCGUUUCAUCGUUGAUGAAAGAGUUUAGCAGCGAAGAUGAGUCAACAAUAGCAACAGUGCGAGGAUUUUCUGCUACUACAUCUACCACUCAACCAGACCUUAUUACUUUGUUUCAACUUGCUGCCCAUGAAGCUAGAAAAUCCUGUACGCAGGGUCGCAUUUUAAGAGUGAUUCUAUUCUACUGCAGAUCAACUGGGCGCCCACAGCAUCAGUGGCCUGAGAACCAGAGACUCUUCACUUUGGAUAUCAUGUACCUUCAUGACAAACCUGGCCCUGACAGCUGCCCCCAAGAGGUCUAUGAUACACUGGUCGAUACUCUUGAACAUGUCCUGCAAUUAAUCAAACAACAGCUCAAGGCUGAGGCCACCACAACUGUGAACGGAGGGCGUGUUUUUAGAGAAGAAGAAGCAGCAUCAGAAGCGAGAAAAGUGACAAGAAGACGUACCUAUACGUCGAGACCUUCAUCAGAGCCUUUUAUUCUCCAUCACCGUCGUGAGGAAUUGCCGGAUGGGAGGGGAUUUACGGCGAUGAAGAUGAAGAGACCAGCGGCGCCGUCGUGGAGGAAGAAGGGCGAUGCAUAA